CACCUUCCACGCUUCUGUUUGUAAACACGCGUCGUCUGGUUAUCGUCUGUUCGAGGAGUUUCUUUGCAUUUAUUUCGAUAUUUUGUGGUAUUUUCUGCUAUUUUAGUAAGUUUAACCGUGAAAAACAGUUACCGUAGCCAUGCAGAACGUUGUGAUUAAGGAAAUUUUCGACGGGUUCAACGAUUACCUGAACAAAGAGCAAGAACUUCGCGAGCAAAUUCGUGAAGUGGUCCGCGAGGUUGACCAAGCCGUCAAGGAGGCUACAAUCGCCUUACAGGUCAUUCACAGCAGUUUGACGGAAGUGUCCGCUGCGUGUGUCGUCGCACGCAAACAGUUCGAAUUGUGCCGUCAAAGCUUCCAACGUUUGGCCGCGUUGAUUCCGGAGGGUCAGUACUACCGGUACAAUGACCACUGGCACUUCCUGAUGCAGCGGGUUGUCUUUCUGGUGGCGCUGACCGUGUACCUGGAGAAGGGUUUUCUCGUCAACCGGGACACGACGGCGGAAAUUUUGGGAAUGAAGACAAAACAGGCCGACGGAUUUCACCUGGACAUCGAGGAUUACUUGUUGGGAGUGCUUCUGAUGGCGACAGAACUGAGCCGUUACGCCACCAACUCGGUCACCCUGGGAGACUACGAUCGUCCGUUGGCCAUUUCGAAGUUCGUGGCCGAUUUAAACUCUGGUUUCCGGCUGUUGAAUCUGAAAAACGACGGCCUGCGCAAGCGGUUUGACGCCCUGAAGUACGACGUCAAGAAGAUAGAGGAGAUAGUGUACGACAUCAGCAUUCGGGGACUGCGGGCUGAUUCCACGACUGGGUCGUCGGCUGCGGCUCCGGCAGCAGAGCAGUGAGGUAUGAUGGAUGGGUGUCUCAUUUCCGGCAUUUAUAUAUGCUCAUAACUAUAUGAAAUAACAGUUUCUUCUACUUAUCAUAUUUUUUUUUUUGAAAACAUGAAUUUAUCAUUGUUCUUUUUACUUUAAUUUGUUGAAAUAAGUCAAAAGAUAAGAAACAAGUUACAUUUCAAAGUGCA
Messenger RNA from Aedes albopictus (Asian tiger mosquito), 1026 nucleotides. Its product is annotated as translin-like. The record is from RefSeq and is a predicted model, not a curated record. NCBI's taxonomy places the organism in Eukaryota, Metazoa, Arthropoda, Insecta, Diptera, Culicidae. Bases 140 to 847 code for a protein of 235 amino acids. Gene Ontology annotation, biological process: RNA metabolic process. Gene Ontology annotation, molecular function: sequence-specific DNA binding; single-stranded DNA binding; RNA binding. The transcript has 4 exons. Gene Ontology annotation, cellular component: nucleus; cytoplasm.